UUAUGCCCAUUCAACACAAUUUCUAGUGGUUUGAUGGAAAAAAUGUUGCUCUUUAAAAAAACACAUUGAAUAUGCUAAAGAUUGAAUGAAAAUAAAAAGAGAGACGAUACUUAUAAAACACUCUUUUUAAAGUGUCUAAUUCUAAACAUUUCCACAGACUUUGUUUUGAAAAAUUAGUAGUUUUAUGUAAAUGGAUUAAAAAUAUCGUUGACAGUAAUUUAAUUUUCCUCUGAGACAGCUCAUUGAAUCGUACUAAGCAGAAUUACCAUAGUUACAUAACAGAAAACUCUUACGAUCAUAAUAUUUUUAUACAUUCCUUUUCAUACACUUAAAAAAACGUUUUUUCAAGUAUCGAGGUACUCUACAAAAACUAAAUAUUUGUCCUGUUCUAGGAUCUUAUUAAAUGUCGUUUACAAGUCAAACCUCAAAAAUAUGUAAAUUUUAUUAAUGCAUUUAAAGUAACGAUUGCAGAAGAAGGUAUUUUAGGAUUAAGUAAAGGCUGGGCACCAACAUUAAUUGGUUAUUCUUUGCAAGGUCUUGGUAAAUUUGGUUUUUAUGAAGUUUUUAAAAUUUUCUAUGGAGGAAUUCUUGGUGAAGAAAAUGCUUAUGUUUAUCGAACAUUACUUUAUUUAUUAUCAAGUGCAUCAGCUGAAUUUUUUGCUGAUAUUGCAUUAGCACCAUGGGAAGCUACGAAAGUACGAAUACAAACACAAGAUAAUUGGGCAUCGACAUUAAGACAAGGUUUACCAAAACUUUAUGCCGAAGAAGGACUAUGGGGUUUCUAUAAAGGUAUUGUACCAUUAUGGCUUCGUCAAAUACCUUAUACAAUGAUGAAAUUUGCAUGUUUCGAACGUACAGUCGAAGCACUUUAUAAAUAUGUCGUUCCUAAGCCACGUGAACAAUGUACAAAAACAGAACAAUUAGGUGUAACAUUUAUAGCUGGGUAUAUAGCUGGAAUAUUUUGUGCUAUUGUUAGUCAUCCAGCUGAUACUAUUGUAUCAAAAUUAAAUAAUGAAAAAGGUCUUGGUUUAUUUGAUGCUGUACGUCGUGUUGGAUUUGCUGGUUUAUGGAAAGGUCUUGGUCCACGUAUUUUUAUGAUUGGUACAUUAACAGCUCUUCAAUGGUUUAUUUAUGAUACAGCUAAAGUCCUUUUUGCAUUACCACGACCACCACCACCACAACCACCAAAUACAGUACAGAAAAGAUAUGGUUUUACUAGUGAUAAAGGACCGUUAAUACUUGACUUAAAUGUGAAAAGCUGA
Messenger RNA from Adineta steineri, 1262 nucleotides. The record is from the annotation of a GenBank genome assembly. NCBI's taxonomy places the organism in Eukaryota, Metazoa, Rotifera, Eurotatoria, Adinetida, Adinetidae.